Fusarium proliferatum ET1 is the source of this 5319-nucleotide messenger RNA. RefSeq lists its product as uncharacterized. NCBI's taxonomy places the organism in Eukaryota, Fungi, Ascomycota, Sordariomycetes, Hypocreales, Nectriaceae. Bases 1 to 5319 code for a protein of 1772 amino acids. The record is from RefSeq and is a predicted model, not a curated record. The transcript has 2 exons.
AUGCCUGUGACUACGACAUCUCGAACGCAAGCCGUCAACCGACCGCGCGCCGUUGAAUUCAACCUCGUUGACCCGCCUGAUAAGAUCACACCUGAAACAGACACGGGUAUCGACAUCAUUGCCAUUCAUGGUCUUGAUACAAAGUCGCCCGAGACCUGGGCAUACAAGACGCCAGAUGGGCAACAGGUCAACUGGCUGGUCGACGGAAAUAUGCUUUCCAGAGAGGUUCCAGGUACUCGCAUCUAUACAUGCAACUGGCCCGCUGCCAUGUUUGAAAUGAACGACUCGGUGCCUUUUGGAAUCGAAGAGCUUGCCGCAUCCCUCCUUCAUGGCCUUCUUGGCUUGGUCUCAAAUAGAGAUCGAAAACUUUUCUUCAUCGCCUCAUGUCUCGGAGGAGUCAUCCUAAUGCAGACUCUUGUUAUGGCAAAGGACAGUUACACGGCUAUUCAAGAAGCCACGCGUGGAAUCAUCUUCCUCGCAACGCCAUUCCGAGGCACUUCAUUUGAAGACAUAGCAGUUUGGGCACAGCCAGGUCUAAGCGCUUUGGCAUCCAUCCGAAACCAACGAUUAACUGGGCUGCUUGAUUGGGUCAAGGCACCGGAGUCUAAACUUGUGCAUCUUGUAUGCGAGUUCUCACGACUUUGCGUCAAGCACCGUGAGGAGGACUUUAAAGUGGCUACUUUCUAUGAAAAACGGUACACACUCCUCACAGCCAAGGUUCCAUUCCUUUCGCGGUUGUUGCCUUAUGAAAGGAAACUGCUCGUCAACAUGGAUUCUGCAACACUGGACUGCGUCCCAAUCCGACUUGCUCUCGACCGGCCCCAUAUACUGAUGAAUAAAUUUUGCGCCGAGGAGGCAGACUACCGACAGGUUGUGGAGACUGUACGAGGCUUUCUCGAUGUGAUACGGACUGGGACACUUCUUGAACAAGCCGACGCUUGGAUACGUGAAAGAUGCUACACCGAAGACAGGCUCAAAGUUGAGCGGCUCUCGGGAGACCCUGUCGACAAGCAUCAAUCCUACAUCAACCUCGCCAUUGUGAAGCAGCCUGAGAGGGGUGUUUCUGGUCCAGACCGCCUGGAUGAGAAAGGUUCGUUGUCGCCCUUCACGCUUCUCGGGCGACAAAAGCUCGAGGUGGCAGCACGCCAAGACGAGAUUAGCUUGACAAAGAUUUUCGACCAGCGCAAAAACUCUGAUGGUACCCACAUCUUGCCUCGAAGGAUUCUGAUCCGUGGACGUGCCGGCAUCGGUAAGACCACUUUGUGCAGGAAGAUGAUCCAUGAUUUCAUGAGAAAUGGUAUGUGGAACAGCUUGUUCGACCGUGCGCUCUGGAUUCCUCUUCGAAAUUUGAAACAGCGGCCAAGUGCGGGAUAUAAUCUCAGUAAGCUCUUCGACCAUGAGUUUUUCCAUUCUUCGAACGAGUAUGGGGUUGGUGGUAUCAAGCUCUUCUCCCGAGAAUUACACAAGGCACUGAAGCACAAUCGAACACUUUUCAUCCUCGACGGUUGGGAUGAAGUCGUUAAUCUGAGUCGGUCUGGUGAUAUGUCCGUCUUUCUCUUAGACCUAGUCAAGCAGCCCAACGUGAUUAUCAUGUCGCGGCCAUCUGCGAGUCUUCCGCAUGGCGUCAAAGUUGACCUUGAGCUAGAGACUAUCGGAUUCAAACCGGAGCAGAUGGACGACUACAUAGAGAAGGUUCACAAGAAGAAUGUGCAUGAGCUCAAGGGAUUUCCCGAGAGCCAUGAGCUAGUUCGAGGCCUUGUUCGGAUACCGAUACAGCUGGAUGCUUUCUGCUACUGCUGGGACGACAUCAAGUCUGACAGAACUGAGAAUCCAGACACAAUGACGACACUCUAUCAAGCUAUCCAGACGAGCUUGUGGAAGAAGGAUGCUGAGAGACUUGCAAAAGUCGAGACCCAAUCUUUACGUACCGCCGGCCAAAGGCAGAUCGAAAAGGAGGUUAAAGAACAGUUGCAGUUCUUGGAGUACCUAGGCUUUUCUGGCCUGGCAACCGAUCGGAUAGAGUUCAGCCAAAGUGACAGAAACAUUGCUAAUGACCAUUCCAACCUCCUUCUGAACCUAGACGAUAGCCUGCCCUGCCUCUCGUUUCUGCGGACCUCAGACCCAUCAGCCCGGCCAAACUAUCAACUCUACUACUUCAUACACUUGACCUUUCAGGAGUACUUUGCAGCACGAUAUUUCGUGAGACAUUGGAAAGAGCGAAUUAUGAAGUAUACAGUGUUUGGUGAGAAGAAAAUCAGCACGACUUGCCCUCUAAAAUUUCUGCAAUCUCACAAGUACGAUGGGCGAUACAACAUUAUGUGGCACUUCGUGGCUGGCCUAUUACAUGAACAAGGUCAGGGGUUUGAACUACUCGAGGCGAUUGAAGAAGAACCGUUGGAUCUUUUAGGACCCUCUCAUCAACGAUUGAUUAUGCACUGCUUAAGCGAAAUCCCACGUUCUGAAACCGAACCUCAGCCCUACCGAGCCCGUCUCGAGAAAACCUUAUCGGAUUGGCUUCUGUUUGAAUGUGAUCUCAAAGAAAGUACUAGCCUGGCCAUUGAAGCCGAGUUUCCCGAUAGUUCACUGCAAAUUGCACUUCAACAAGGACAAGUAAAAGCCAAAUGCAUUAUCCUCCGAUCGGUCAGGAAACGGGUCUUGUCCCAGGAACUGUUAGGAAUUAUAAUAUCGUUCAUUGGACAAGACGAUUCGGAAUUGACUUAUAGCGCCAUAGCAGCCUUGGAACAAGUGUCUACAUUACGAGAAACACAUGUUCAUAUCCUUCUUGGACUUCUGCGCGGCAAUGAAUACCACCAUAACCGGAUCAUGGACAUACUGAUAAAUCAGUCUAUUUUGUCUGAUGAGCAUAUCGAUGCUCUUGUUGAAAGCUUCGCGAAACGCAUGAUUUCAAUCCGGCGUGGAGGCCGGGUCGGUGGUGUCUUCUAUGGUCUGUCAACAAUGCGCAAGCCGUUUGCUAAGGCUUUCGUCAAGUGGCUAAUGAGCACUGAGACCCAAGAUCACAGGAUCAAGGACCGUUACCUCCAUCAAGUCUUACCUGAAGUUGUCAUCGAAGUUAUUACUGAGCAGCUUGACGAUCAAGAUCCCAACAUACAAAUGGCCGUGCUAAAAGCUCUCCGGUAUUAUGAUGCUCAAUUACCCGCAGCCAAUAUCGAGGCCAUCACCAAGAAGCUCGAAAAAGAGACAGAUCCUGAUUUACGAAAGGCUGCGCUAGAAUCACUGAGGAAUCAGUCAUCGUUAACUCUAACAAAUAUGAGGGUUAUUUUAAAGCAGCUUCAAGAUCCAAAUUAUGAUAUACAAGAAGCUGCAUUGGUGCUCUUGGCAACACAGUCAGCAUUAUGCCAAUCAGCGAUUGAUGCUAUUAUCAAGCACCUCAAGAGGCUAGAGCCUGGUGCUCAAGAUGCUAUAUUGGAAUCGCUACGAUAUCAGUCAAUAUCUUGCACUGAACUUCUUCUAGCUAUCACAGAACAUCUUGACGAUUCACAGCCCAACAUACAAGCUGCCGUGAUAAAGGUCCUCGAGGGUCAAUCAAAUUUACCUCAAGCAACGAUUGAGGCUAUAACAGCACAACUUGAGAUUCCAGAACCCGAAGUGCAAAAGGCCGCGCUAGAAGCCCUCUGGUAUCAGCCAGAUUUGCCUCAAGUAACGAUUGAGGCUAUAACAGCACGACUUGAGAUCCCAGAACCAGAAGUGCAAAAGGCCGCGCUGGAAGCCCUCGAGCAUCGAUCAAACUUGCCUCAAGCAACGAUUGAGGCUAUAACAGCGCGACUUGGGAUCCCAGAACCCAAAGUGCAAAAGGCCGCGCUAGAAGCCCUCUGGUGUCAGCCAGAUUUGCCUCAAGCAACGAUUGAGGCUAUCACAGCACAACUUGAGAUCCCAGAACCCAAAGUGCAAAAGGCCGCGCUAGUAGCCCUCAAACUUCAAUCAAACUUGCCUCGAGCAACAUUUGAGGCUAUGACAGCGCGACUCAAGGACCCCGAUCGUGAGGUACAAAAGGCCGCACUGGAAGCCCUGCCAGAGCAAUCGGAGUUGCCCCAGGCAACAGUUGAUAUCGUUGUUGAUUUACUAUCUGAGAAUGUCUGGCAUGUGCAGACGACGGCUCUAAAUGUCUUGCAGAAUCAAGAAGCGCUACCAAAAGCAAUAGUUGAUGAGAUCACCAGGUAUCUUCAUGACCCACAUGACUAUGUACGGCGAGAGGCCGUGAAAGCCUUGGGCGCUCACUCACCACUCCCUAAGUCAGUUCUUGACACUAUUUCUGAUCUACUCAAGGAUAAGGAUAUUCUUGUCCGACAGGCGGCUGAAGGUGUCUUAGAGCAGCCAGUCUUGCCUAAGGUCCUCAUUGAUGCUAUUAUACGACGGAUUGAAGAUACAGCGGAGAGCAGCCAUCAGGCUAUCACGAGCGUUUUAGAGGGCAAAACAGAUCUACCUCAAAUGACGGUUCAGAUUCUUGAUCAACGGCUUAAAGACGCAUCAACAGACUUCUCAGAGGCUUCUCUCAUUGCCCUCAUGAGUCAGAAGACAUUACCUGAAUCUGUAAUCAACUCCAUCGCCAGAGAGGUUAACUAUCUAGAUCCACGCAUACGAAGGGGAAUAUUAGAGGCCAUUAAAGUCCAGCGAGACCUACCCCAAGGCAUUAUUGAGGCUGUUGUAAUACAGCUUGGAGCUGCAGAAUCUGCUGUACGAAAUGCCGCGCUAGACGUGUUGAAAAUGCAGUCUGAAAUACUUCCAGCAGCUGCGGAGGCUAUUACUGAGCUGCUCAAGAACCCUGACACUGAGAUGCAAAAGGCAGCGUUAGAGGCCUUCAAGCAUCGGAGCCGGUCAGCACUGCCAGCAGAAACGAUCGAGAUUGUUACUGAGCUGCUGGAGAAUCCCGAUAAGGGCAUAUGUGCCUCUGCACUUGAGGUCUUGGCAAAUCAGUUCGUGUUGUCUCAAGAAGCCGUUGCUGCCAUUAUCCAUCGGCUUGAGAAAACUGAAGGCUAUGAUCAAGAGAGGCUAUAUAGGGUUUUGAAGCAACAGCCAGCGUUUGUGAAAGCAGCUACAGGCAUGUUUGCUGACCCUACGUAUACUGAUGAGGGUACUGCUACUGGUCUUGGGGCUACCGCGCAUCCGACGGAUCGAACUCUGAAAUGCGUGUGUGAGAUCAUGAUUCAUCAAGGCUUUGAAGAGUCACUGAGUCUUCAUAUUCGUGACAAUACGGUCUGGGUCGAUGACAGAAGUGGUCAGAGGAGCUUUAAUCUCGGUGCGAACGUUGAUCGUUUCAGAAGCUCUAUUGCAACUUUUCGGCCAGAUGGUUAUCCCUUAUAG